This is a messenger RNA of Vicia villosa (hairy vetch), 6583 nucleotides long. Its product is annotated as LRR receptor-like serine/threonine-protein kinase RGI2. The record is from RefSeq and is a predicted model, not a curated record. Lineage: Eukaryota; Viridiplantae; Streptophyta; Magnoliopsida; Fabales; Fabaceae. Bases 217 to 2124 code for a protein of 635 amino acids. Gene Ontology annotation, molecular function: protein binding. The transcript has 2 exons.
UUAUUUGUUACAGAACUUGUUAUAAUUCCGUUUUAAAUAUAAAAGAUAAAUAAUACGAUGAUUGAGGAUAAAGGAACGGUCUACGUCUUCGUUGGUAAAACUUUAAAUGAAGAUACUACAAUAUCAAUAUAUCCAUGAUACAGAGAAAAACUAGUGCUGGUUUUAUGUUUAGAUGAGAUAGAAGAACAGUAACAGUAGCCGAACACCGAUCUAGUCAUGUCGAACAAUGCAUUAAAUUUUCUUAUCUUGUUUCUAAGUAUCUCUUUGUUUCCAUUCGUUUCUUCUCUUAACCAAGAAGGUCUCUCUUUACUUUCAUGGCUUUCGACUUUCAAUUCAUCGAAUCCGGAUACUAGUACUGCUAUUUUCUCGUCAUGGGAUCCAGCACACAGAAAUCCUUGCAGAUGGGAUUAUAUAAAGUGUUCUGCAGAAGAGUUCGUUGAAGAGAUCGUGAUAACGUCUAUCGAUCUUCGUAGCGAGUUUCCUACACAGUUUCUUUCUUUUAACCACCUUAGAACUCUUGUUAUCUCGAAUGGAAAUCUCACGGGUGAGAUUCCGAGUUCUGUUGGAAACUUGUCGUCGUCACUGGUUACUCUUGAUCUUAGUUUCAAUAGUUUAACAGGAAAAAUACCAGAAGAAAUAGGAAAGUUAUAUGAACUGAGAUGGUUAUCUUUGAAUUUGAAUUCGUUACGAGGUGGAAUUCCAACCACGAUUGGUAACUGUUCGAAGCUUCAGCACUUGGAACUGUUUGACAACCAGCUUUCUGGUAUGAUUCCUGGAGAGAUAGGACAGUUGAAGGCUCUUGAGUCGCUGCGAGCCGGUGGAAACCAAGGUAUUUUCGGAGAAAUUCCAAUGCAGAUAUCAGAUUGUAAGGCUUUAGUUUUUCUCGGACUUGCGGUUACUGGAAUUUCCGGUGAGAUUCCUGCAAGUAUAGGAGAACUUCAAAAUCUCAAGACACUGUCAGUCUACACAGCUCAUCUCACAGGUCAAAUUCCACCAGAGAUUCAAAACUGUUCAGCUUUGGAAGAUUUGUUUCUGUAUGAAAAUCAGCUUUCUGGAAAAAUUCCUUACGAAUUCGGUUCCAUGCAAAGCCUUAAGAGGGUACUGCUGUGGAAGAACAAUUUAACUGGAACGGUUCCGGAAAGCCUCGGAAACUGUACAAACCUGAAGGUGAUUGAUUUCUCUUUGAAUUCUCUGAUUGGUAAGUUACCUUUGAGUCUAAGUAAUCUUCUCUCAUUGGAGGAAUUUCUUUUGUCUGAUAAUAACAUUUACGGCGAAAUACCUUCAUAUGUUGGCAAUUUUUCCAUGCUAAAGCAACUUGAGCUCGAUAAUAACCGAUUCUCUGGCGAGAUUCCGUCUGUUAUGGGGAACUUGAAGGAACUCACUCUUUUCUAUGCAUGGCAGAAUCAGCUUAAUGGAAAUAUACCAACAGAAUUAUCUAACUGUGAGAAACUCGAAGCAGUUGAUCUUUCGCACAAUUUCCUCACCGGUCCAAUUCCGAAUUCUCUCUUUCAUCUGCAGAAUUUAACCCAGUUGUUGCUGAUAUCAAACAGUCUUUCAGGUCAAAUUCCACCCGAUAUUGGAAAAUGCACAAGCUUGAUCAGGUUAAGACUUGGAUCAAACAAUUUCACCGGUCAAAUUCCGCGAGAAAUAGGCCUUUUGAAAAGUUUAACCUUUCUGGAGCUGUCAGAUAAUCAACUGAGUGAAGAUAUUCCUUAUGAGAUAGGUAACUGUGCUCAUUUAGAAAUGCUUGACUUGCAUAAAAAUGAGCUUCAAGGAACCAUUCCUUCAUCAUUAAAAUUCUUAGUCGAUCUCAACGUCUUGGAUCUUUCUUCAAACCGAAUCACCGGAAGCAUUCCCAAGAGCUUAGGCAAGCUUACGUCGUUAAAUAAGUUGAUUCUAAGCGGAAACCUUAUCGCCGGUUCGAUCCCUCAGUCACUAGGACUUUGUAAGGAUUUGCAGUUGCUUGACUUAAGUAACAAUAAGAUCAUAGGUUCUAUUCCAAAUGAGAUUGGUUACUUGCAAGGAUUGGAUAUACUCUUGAACUUGAGUUGGAAUUCUCUUACAGGUUCAAUCCCAAAUGAGUUGGAGUCGUCAAGUUUAAGGAGAGCGGUUGACGUGAAGUAGUGAUACCCGGACUACCAAGGUGUGGAUCGAGACAACUAGAACUCACAAGAUUUUGAUUGGACGAAGUGAAAUUUUCUCUAAGUCUUGGUAACGGUAAACAGUAUUGAGUAGGAGCCUUGUAAGUGAGAUUCUCCGAAGGUGUUGAGCUGGGAAUUAGUAGGAUUCAGUACCGAUGAUGCUGCCGGUGUUAGGUGUGACUGGUGAGCUGAUAGGAUAGAAUGACCUUUGGAAAGGCGGACAGAUGAGUCAGACCUUUCUGAUUGCGCUGGUACGGACAAUGAUUGGAUAGGCGGAGUAUUAGAUCCUGAUACAACUUGAAGUACCCUAAGCAAGAGUUGUUUCCUAGUGAAAGGUUGAUGGAAGGUGCGGAUUUGGUAACUUACGAUUGGGUGAAUCUUGGAUACCUGAUUGAUGGUAUAGGGCAUGCAUUUCCAUUCUUAUCAUUUUGUGCUUAAGUUCUAGAACUACGCUAGAUGGAAGACAAAAUGAUGUAGAAGUGUGAAACGCAGUAGCCUAAGUUCCUUGCUAGUUAUGAUUCAUCUGACUUCGAGUGAAGCCAUAGAACUACGCUUGGCAUUGGCCGUUCAGGUGAGUAAGAACUAGCAUCUAUCCGAAGUAUCCAGGGGAUGAUCAUAGUUGUGUUGAUUGUUUAGAACUAUACUAUUCCUACUGGAUUAUCCUUAUAAUCUUUUAUGCAUGCGUGAGACAAGUGAGUGCGCGCAUAGCAUAACAAUCCAAGAUGGGAUCUUAACCCUUCGUGUCUGGCUUAUUGCCCUCUGAGUAAGUAAACCUUGGUGUGUAACACCCUCAGGUUUUAGCAUCCUGAGGAGUGUGAUUCGAAGGAUGAGAAACGAAGAACCUAUUGGAGGCCUGUUCAGACAUUUGUCGGUUGCGACAAUAGGAUACGUGCGGGGAUCAUUAUACGCCACUGAGGUGGUUUACCUGGAUACAUGGCCUCGGAGUUGGACCACCAUGUUGGUACUACCAGACGGGUAUAAUGCCACAGUAUUGCUAUCGUGCACAAGAUGCGUGAGUCAUCCUUUUUCCGACAUGUGUGGGACAAAGGUGGUAUGAAGCUCAAGGUAAAAUUCUGAUUUGGCACUCGUGAGACGCAGAUCCAGACUCUCACAAGGUAUGCGGAAUAAGGAUCCAUACGUCGCGCUCAAUAGUAGAGGAAUAACUAGACAGGCGAUGGUGUGAUGGAUCAAGAUUCAAUGCUAUGCUUAUAGAGACUCUGAGUGAACGUGAUCGCAUGAGUUAGUAUCAGAUUGUACCUUGGGGACGUUCUUGUUUCGUGAAGUGUUAAGUUGGCAAUUUUGUAUGAGUGUCUAGAGUAGGACUCAUGUGCGGUCAUGAUAUCCUGGUCAACAUGGUGAGUGGCUAUCAUGUAUUGGCGACCAGUGAUGGAAUAUGCGAAUUGUAUCUUGGACUAGUUCGAUGUGUGAUGUAUCUAGUAGAGUGUUGUAGAUACUCGGGUUAAAGAAAUGUCAAUCUUGGUAAACUAUAGACAUUUUGGUUUGAGAACUGCUAAGGAGUCUAUAAGAGAGGUGUUCGAAGUGCAAAGUGCAAUUUCUUGCAUUGUGGCUACACUCUGACCGUUGAAAGCACUGCAAUGAAGGAUGCAGCCUCCGAGGAAGUCAGUUCAGUGUCUGAUUUAGAGGUGGAACAUACAUUAAAUGACUGUGUGAAUGGAGUUUGGCUAUGGGAGGAUUGUUGUAUCAGUAAGUCGCACGAGUUAUCAGAGGUGAUACCACACUAAGAGAAUGAAGGUGUAUGGUUGGGUAUAAGUUGUGUAAAACUGCUAGAGUCAUCAUGAGCUGCAGUACAUCGUGAAGGAUUCGAUACACCCGGUUGAGCAACAAAGAUUGGUUGGAAUGAAAAACAUAGCAGUUGUACGUUGUGGAAAUCAGUGACAGGGACGAACCUCUAAGUCAGUGAGUGUUUGGGUUUCAAUGUCCUGAGAAUGAAACGUGUACCUAAAUUAUGGUAGAUGAACUAUAUGGAAUGGCAGAGUAAGUAGAAGCUUGGUUCUGGGGAAUACGCAACUUCGAGGAGUUGUAGUCGGCGAUGGAUGUAUAUGGAUUCCUGGCACAUGUUGUAUUUGGACAGCUAUAGAUAAGGAAUUAUUGUGUAUUAAUGGAAACUAACUGAACUAUGGAUAUAGCGUAACUCAGAGGAUUUCAAGGUGUGUGAAUUGUUGGAAUCAGAGUAGCGCAACGGAUCGAGGAAGAACCAAAUAGGUCUGAGGUAGGAAUGAACGGACUAAUUGUAGGAUCUUCUCUUGGGAUGGAAGUAUCUUCCCAAGAGGAACUCGUCGGAGCAGCAUUUCGUUUUGUCAGUCUCUCUCGGGGAUCCACCAUAACCACGAGAGAUACCGACAGUGGGCCAGAUUGGGAAGAGACCUUGUGGAUGACAUGUGAUCCGAUGUUCGUAGAUCAUCAGUUGAACUUGUAAGCAUCAAGGGUUGGACAUAGUAUCGUGAUCGCCAGAAUGCUGGAGGCUAGUGGAGACAUUCAGCUGGCACAAGUUCUUUGUGGUUAAGCCUUGUGCACUAUGAUCGUGCAGGAACACUCGGGCAAUGGUUACAGGUCAUCUAUUGAAUUUCACCUCUCAUCAGUAGAAUCUUGUGUGAGGUUGUCGAAUGUCAAGGCUAUAGUUGCAAGAUGCUACGCUAUCAUGGAUUGUGGUGAUGACUGAUACGUCUAGCACUGAGGCGAGAGUUAAGUAAGGAGAUUCAGUUGUAUAAGUAAGGGGUAAACUUGAGACAACCAUCCUAACAUUUUGGAAACCAGAAGUUAGGACCAAGAUAUUUGGCUAACGCCUAACGUCAUUGUAUGUACUUUGGUAGAGAAUAAUUUGAAGCGUCGUCAUAGAACGGAAUAUUGUGACAAGAAUGCUUGGAUGGGAAGUAAUUUAAGGAGCCUGAGUGAAUCAAUAAGUGUGUUAGACAAGGGUGAACACAAUAGAGUUUGAACAGCAGAUAUCCAAUAUGAGUGGAUUACUAGGGUUUCUGAAGUUCUGAGGAUUCAGUGCAGAGCAGUGGAGGUCAAGGACCCUGGAAGGAUAUUUCCCAAGGUAUGUCAAGGCGAAGUAUCUGAAUAGAUGUGUUGCUUGACGGUUAAGGUUUCUAAUCAUGUAUAGUGGGACGCAAGUAUUUUGGCAGAUUAUGUUUAUUCGUAUGGAAUGACCAUCAGACAGAGUAGUGAAAUUAUCUAAACAGGAGUGUGAGUAACAUUCUUUCCCUUGGUUGGAUAGAUAUGAGGGGUUGGUUUUCGUGGUGAACAGAAGGAAUUCGAGGACGAAUUCUAAUUAAGGGGAGAGAAUGUAAUAUCCCGAUCUUUUGACACCGAUAAUUAUCAUUUAAAUGAGUAAAUGGUAAUUAGAGAGAGAUCAUUGGUCUUAUUCUCUAUUAAUCUAAAGAAUGGUUAUUAGAAGAAUUAGUGGAGUGGUUAGAAACAAAGAGGAUUGGUUAGAAUGGAACUAAAUGGCAUUGUUGUAAAUAAGGUUAAGUUGGAGGGCAUAAUAGACUUAUCUAAUGCUUGCAUGUGGACAUAAAGGAUGUUAGAUUUAAUUGCAUGAACUUAGGGGGUUGUUUGGCUUGCACAUCAGAAUUUGGAAACAAGAAAGGAAGAAGAACUCAUGAAGCAAGUUCCAUUUUCGCAACUAUUUGUACAGCUCCACUAAAUCAGAGCUUCUGUUUUGGAGGAGAAAAUUGAGCUUGAAGUUGUGUCAGUCAUGCUGAAAGUAUGAAGAGAGUAGAUACGGGUUUGAUGAAGAUGAAGUGAAACUUUGGCUAUGGUGGGAGUUCAAUGGCAGCAAGAACAUGAUCUUAACCUCCAUUAAAUCCAAGGUGAGUCCCAGGGCCGGCCCUAGGGGUAGGCCACCAAGGCUACCGCCUAGGGCCUCACAUUUUUAUGUUAUAUUUAUAUAGCUUUCAUUGAUUGGAUUUUUUUUAUAAAAAAAAAAACAUUGUUAAAUAUAUUAAUUAAACAAUAUUUAAUGUAAAUAAUAAUAAUAAUUUAUAAUAUUUAGAGUAUAUAACCAUUUACAAUAUGUAUUGUUUGAGUUGUUAAUGUUAAAAUCACACAUAUAAGUCAUGAAUUUUUUAGUUUUUUAAUAUAAUAAGAGACUUUAUAUCUACAAUUUUUAAAAUAAUUUCGGUAUUACUUUUUAAUUAUGAAUUUUUUAAAUAAUAAGAAGAGUAUUUAGAUGAAAUGAUUUUAUUAUCAAUUAAAAUAAAAUUGAUUAUAAUAAUUUAAUAAUUUGAAUCUUAAAACAUCUAAAUUAUUUUAAUUUUAAAAAAUUAAUUUUAUUAAUUAAAAAAAAAUUAAUUAUAAAUUUCGCCUUAGGCCUCGAAAUGUAUUGGGCCGGCCCUGGUGAGUCCUUAGAUAGUGGCUUAGGGAAUUUGCAUGUUAGGGUCAUAAUUGGGGUUAGGGAUUUUGUGAGAAUAAUCCAUGAA